UCAUAUGGAUGAUGAUGGAUAAAACAUAAAAAGAAGUAAAAAUUAAAGAGAGAGUUGUGAAAAGUGGGUAAACACGUGAUGAUGAAAGCAACCUUCUUAUCAUCUUACGUUAUUUGUUAGGUAAAAUACAACAACUAGUCGUCAUUACCCAGAAAACAAAAAUAAAAAACAGCGAUCUGCGUUUUCUUGAAUCAGAAUCAAACCAAAGAAGAGAAAUAAAAUGUUACAGCUGUUUUUCACGAUAGCGUUUUCGGCGGCGCCGUUAACGCUGUACAUACCGCCGAUAAGAUGUUUGACGGUGUUCGUUGAGACGAUGGAGGAGAUGGGAAUGGAAGGUAGGGUUUAUAGCCGGAGAGUCUUUCCUCGUGCAAGAAUUGCUUGGUCUAGGCUUCUUGAUUGCUUCUUCUCCUCUUCUCCUCCGCCUCGCCGUCCUUGAUUUUAAUUGUUCCUUCUUCUUCUCUUUGUAGAUAAUCUAUAUCCUCUCUCAGUUUCCUUGUGUUAUGACUUAUAAUCACGUAUAUGUUUUCGAUUUGAGAUCAUUCAAGAUGAGGUUUAGGUUUCGUUGUUCUUGAUAUCUUAAUAAAUUAGAGAUGGUUUAUGAAUC
Messenger RNA from Raphanus sativus (radish), 604 nucleotides. RefSeq lists its product as uncharacterized. Bases 221 to 436 code for a protein of 71 amino acids. NCBI's taxonomy places the organism in Eukaryota, Viridiplantae, Streptophyta, Magnoliopsida, Brassicales, Brassicaceae. The transcript has a single exon. The record is from RefSeq and is a predicted model, not a curated record.